Kwoniella botswanensis is the source of this 789-nucleotide messenger RNA. RefSeq lists its product as uncharacterized. Bases 1 to 789 code for a protein of 262 amino acids. The transcript has 4 exons. Gene Ontology annotation, molecular function: rRNA binding. NCBI's taxonomy places the organism in Eukaryota, Fungi, Basidiomycota, Tremellomycetes, Tremellales, Cryptococcaceae. Gene Ontology annotation, cellular component: nucleolus. The record is from RefSeq and is a predicted model, not a curated record.
AUGUCAAAACCCAAAUCCAACGUCGCCCUCCUGACUGAAGGAGCAAGCUAUAUCCAAAGAGCAAAGAAAGCUAGGAGGGAGCAAGUGGAGGAAAUCAAAUUUGAUGACGAAGCGAGACGAGAAUGGUUAACAGGGUUCUCGAAACGUAAGAAGGCCAAAGCAGAGGAGAAGAAAGCGAGAGCCAAGGAGAGGGAUCAUCUAGCUCAUUUGAGAGAACGUCGAGAGGCCCGAGCGGAUCUGAGGAAGAAAGCAGCUGAAAAUGUAAAAUCCGUAAGGAGAGCUAUGGGUUUGGAGGAUUUAUCUGAUGAUGAUGAUGAAGAAGAUGAUGAAGACGAUAACGAGAAUGAAGCUGGACCAGGCCCAUCUUCGUCUAAAAAUGCAGAAGAAGAAUAUUCAGAUGAAGAUCAAUUAGCUACUGUGACCAUAACAGAGGAUUUCGACCCUUCGUCUAUACAAACUGAUUUCAAUAUGAACGACUCGGAUGAAGAAGAUGAAGAGGAUAACUUACGAAGUCAGCAGAAAGAGCAGAAAGAGAAGCCAAAAGAGAAACCAAAAGUCAAGAUGUUACCUCCAAGUAGUGCUAAAUUGCAGAAACUCCGUGAGAAGAAAAAAGCAGAAAAGAAGAAAUCUACUUCUAUGGAGACUGCCUCAGAGAGGAGGAAGGGAAGGGAGAUGGAGGCCAGGAGAAGGACCAAGAAAGCUGCGCUGGCUAAGGAACGGGAUGGUGGUGGUGGUGGAAGGGGAGGCGCGAGAGGUGGGAAAAGAGGGAGAGGUAAGGGGAGGAGGUAA